This is a messenger RNA of Ramularia collo-cygni, 1080 nucleotides long. RefSeq names its product related to aliphatic nitrilase. The transcript has 4 exons. The record is from RefSeq and is a predicted model, not a curated record. Lineage: Eukaryota; Fungi; Ascomycota; Dothideomycetes; Mycosphaerellales; Mycosphaerellaceae. Gene Ontology annotation, molecular function: catalytic activity. The coding region runs from base 1 to 1080 and encodes 359 amino acids.
AUGGCCGCCUGGCUUCCCAAAGUUCGAGUCGCCGCCUGCAAUGUUGCCCCCAUUUUCCUCGAUACCGCAAAGACGGUCCAAAAGACAAUUUCUCUAAUCAGUGAGGCCGCGAGGAAUAAAGCCGAUCUGGUCGUUUUCCCGGAGAGUUAUAUUCCUGCUUUUCCUCUUUGGGCCGGAGUCUCAGCACCCAUAGACAACCACUCCUUCUUCAAAACCCUCGCCCGCGAAAGUCUCCUAAUCAACAGCCCCGAAAUCACCACCCUCCAACAAACCUGUCUUCAACACAACAUUUUCGCACACAUAGGUUUCAACGAGCGUUCCCACUCCAGUCUAGGAUGUAUCUGGAACGCUUCAAUCCUCAUCUCCGACACGGGAAAAAUCCUCAACCAUCAUCGAAAAAUCGCACCUACAUUUUACGAGAAAUUGGUUUGGGCGGCUGGAGAUGGGGAGGGGUUGAGAGUCGUUGAGACGGGACGGUGUGGGAGGGUUGGGGGCUUGAUUUGUGGGGAGAAUACGAAUCCUUUGGCAAGGUGGACGUUGAUGGCGCAGGGGGAACAGGUGCAUGUUAGUACUUGGCCGGCUGUGUGGCCUACUGUGAGGGUUGGGGAAAGGAGUGAGAGGGAGGGUGGGGAGGGGGCGGAGAGGCAGUAUGAUAAUGUUGCUGCUAAUCGGACGAGGAGCGCGGCGCAUUGUUUCGAGGCGAAGUGUUUUGGGGUGAUGUGUUCUGGGUUUAUGGAUAGGGGUAUGAGAGAUGCCAUUGUCAAGCAUGCCCCAUCUUCAGCUGCUACGCUUGACUCGCUUACUCAAGGAGCCUCUUGUUUCUUGGAUCCCACGGGAGCACAAAUCGGCGAACAAGUACAAGGGGAAGAGGGCAUUGCGUACGCGGAUUUGGAUCUUAAUGAAUGCAUUGCUCCGAAGCAAUUCCACGAUGUUGUUGGUGGGUAUCAGAGAUUCGAUAUUUUCGAUCUGCAAGUGUCGAGAAGUAGGAUGGGGCCUGAGAAUGCAUUUCGAGGGCGAGAGGAAUACAAGGAGAGGGAUGCACCUGUCCCACCGAUUGAUGAAGCGGAUGAUAGCACUUGA